AUUGCUUUCAAUUUCAUCCACCAUUCCCGCAUUCAAAUCCCUAUUCUCUUGCAAUAUAAAUGUCUCAACUUUCUCCUAGGGUCAUUACAUUCAUUGUUAAUUAUGGAUUCGACCCUGGAUUCUAAGCUCGUUACUAAACCUGUCGAGGCGGGAAAAUUGAAGAAAAGAGUACGGUCGCCGUCGCUGCUGCUGCCAUCAUCGUCAUAUGGUUUGGUGUCGUACAAGGAGUUGCCGGAGUACAUGAAGGACAAUGAGUUUAUUGUGAAUUAUUAUAGGGCUAACUGGCCUCUCAGAGAAGCUCUCUUUAGCAUCUUUCGUUGGCACAACGAAACACUUAAUGUUUGGACGCACUUAUUUGGGUUUGUUCUAUUUCUGGGAUUAACAAUGGCGAGUUUGAUUGAAGUCCCACAGGUAUUGGAUCUCAUUGCCUUCAUAACCAGGUCAUUUCCUGUUAGUGGCAACAUCAAUGUUUCUCAAGACCUUGUUCUGGGAACGGCGUCGAAUCUCAUCGAUUUGAAGCCAAUAACUGCUUCGGAAUCAGACAUUACCCUCACGGAGACGCCCGUAACACGGUGGCCGUUCUACGUAUUGUUAGCCGGCUCCAUGUUCUGUCUUCUAUCGAGCAGCAUUUGCCAUCUCUUUUCUUGCCACUCGCACCGGCUAAACAUCAUGUUGAUGCGAAUGGACUACACCGGGAUCGCCAUCAUGAUCAUCGCGACGUUUUUCCCACCGGUCUAUUACAGUUUUCCAUGUGAUCCGCAAUGGCAGUUCAUCUACCUUGGUGGGAUCACGGUUCUAGGCUUGUUCACCAUUGUGACACUGCUAUCACCAGCCAUGUCGACCAACAAAUUCCGACCCUUUCGAGCGUUACUCUUCGCUUCUAUGGGGCUCUUCGGCAUCGUUCCCGGAACUCACGCCGCGAUUGCCAACUGGUCUAAUCCGCGCCGCAACAUCGCCCUCGCCUACGAAUUCGCCACAUCUAUAUUCUACAUAACCGGGGUCAUGUUCUACGUUAGCAGAGUCCCGGAGCGGUUCAAGCCCGGAUGGUUCGACUUAGCCGGCCAUAGUCAUCAAAUAUUUCACGUCAUGGUGGUCAUGGGUGCAUUGGCUCAUUAUGGCGCUUCUCUUGUAUUCCUGGACUGGCGUAAUCACCAAAGCUGUUAAUUGCUUCAUGCAUGAUCACAAUUUAAAGAAAGUUUUUGAAGCAUAUCAUUAAUGAGUUGUUAAAAUAUAUUAUGGGUUAGUACUUGAUACAUUAAUAUAUAUUUUUUUUAAUUUUAUAAUUUAUAACUUUUUUUA
Molecule: messenger RNA, 1299 nt
Organism: Gossypium raimondii (Peruvian cotton)
Lineage: Eukaryota; Viridiplantae; Streptophyta; Magnoliopsida; Malvales; Malvaceae
Product: heptahelical transmembrane protein 1
Exons: 4
Coding region: 103-1164 (353 amino acids)
Biological process (GO): response to hormone
Cellular component (GO): membrane
Molecular function (GO): signaling receptor activity
Source: RefSeq, a predicted model, not a curated record